AUUGCACCUUGAGCUGUAGUAAUGAUGAGACGCCUCCUCCUUAUCAGUACCAACACUGACAUGACUGGAGACGUGGGCAGUCCGCUACUGUCUGUUUCGCUCCUGAUGUGAAGCGUACAGGGAUGUGAACGAGUGAGUUACACCAGCAGCAAUGUCGUACUGGUAAAUUCGGCAGGAUUCAAGCCGCUAAUAUGAGCGACAGAGCCGAGAUAAGAGGCCCCGUAACCCGCCGGAGGAGAACCACGAUCUCUGGCGGCGGAGGAGCGGUCGGCGUCAAACAAGCCAACGGGAGCAAGCGUGAAGAUGCCGGGGAGAAGCCCCCACAGUAUCCCGCUACAGCAGACGAGGUGUCUAGACAUGAUGCAAGCAACAACGGGAAGUUGGGCAGAGAGAAAGGGGAUCUCUCUGGCAGUCCGCGAAAACAGAGGACUGUGGUGGAAGACAUCAACCAGAGACUCAGCUGUCACGUCCUCCAAGAGUCUCUCCUGAGUUCAGCCAGUGGCUACAGCAACUACAGAGGAAUCCUCAACUGGUGUGUGGUCAUGCUGGUGCUCAGUAAUGCACGUCUCUUCCUUGAGAACAUAAUAAAGUACGGUAUCUUAGUGGAUCCUAUCCAAGUGGUGUCUCUCUUCCUAAAGGACCCUUAUAGCUGGCCUGCAGCUUGCCUCAUCAUUGUGUCCAAUGUGUUCAUCUUAGCAGCCUUAUACACAGAGCGACGUCUGGCUGUGGGUACCAUUUCUGAAACAACAGGACUGAUACUUCACAUUUUCAACCUGUCAUCCCUGUUGAUCUUCCCUUCAGCUUCUGUACUCACUGUAGAUUCUAUAACCCCAGUGGGUGGUGUGCUUUCCCUAGGGGUCUACACAGUGUUGUUUCUCAAGCUGUACUCCUACCAAGACACCAACAAGUGGUGCAGAGAAAUCAGGCAUGCGAAAGCCAAGAGACUAACACGGUCAUACUCAUGUCCGAAUGUGGCACAAUCCAAUGGAUCAGCAGUUCAUUCUCUUGUCUCCUACCCAGGCAACCUGACACACAGAGACAUGUACUACUUUGUCUUUGCCCCAACUCUGUGCUAUCAGCUCAACUUCCCUCGGUCGCCUCGAAUACGCAAAAGAUUUUUGAUAAGAAGACUUCUUGAAAUGCUUUUCUUCAUCCAGCUGUUGGUGGGAUUGAUACAGCAGUGGAUGGUCCCCACCAUACAGAACUCAAUGAAACCAUUCCAGGAAAUGGACUUUUCUAGGAUGGUUGAGCGCCUCCUAAAGUUAGCAGUCCCUAACCAUCUGAUAUGGUUAAUAUUCUUCUAUUGGUUUUUUCACUCCUCUAUGAACUUUGUGGCAGAGCUGCUGCAGUUUGGAGACAGAGAGUUCUACAGAGACUGGUGGAACUCUGAGACUGUCACGUAUUUUUGGGCCAACUGGAACAUCCCAGUUCACAAGUGGUGUCUGAGACACUUUUAUAAGCCUAUGCUGAAAAAGGGGAUCAACAAGUUUCUGGCUCAAACAGCGGUCUUCCUUGUGUCAGCCUUCUUUCAUGAGUACCUGGUGAGUGUUCCCCUGAAGAUGUUCAGACUGUGGGCCUUUAUGGGAAUGAUGGCACAGGUCCCUCUGGCUUGGUUUGUGGGUCGGUUCCUGAAUGGAAACUAUGGCAACGCCGCCGUGUGGAUAUCACUCAUCAUCGGCCAGCCCGUUGCUGUGUUGAUGUACGUCCACGACUACUAUGUCAUUCACUACGGGGGCGCCACAUAAUACUGGACAAAAACAGUCGCACACAUUUACACGUACAAGUCAUGUUGUAUACACGCACACAGACACACACCAGCCUGCAGGAGGACUCUGAAGAGAUGCAGAGCACGCAAAGGUGAUUAUAGUAGAAAGUUCUGCUAGUGUGAACCUGUGAGUAAACGGCAGGGAACUAAUGUUUGACUUGUCUUUGCACUAAAGAGAAUUAUACCGCAGACUGUCAGGAAAUAAUUCAACAUGAGAAGUGUUUGUUUAAAGAAUUAUUUCACUUCAGCUUUGUAGGCGCCCUAACUGUUCCAAGAGUUCUGAAUAUCUUUAUCCAGUGUUUGAACAUUUCAGCUUUGAACGAAUUAUUCCGUCCCCAUGUUAAAUUUGAAUUUAUCUUCCACUCAAACAAAAGUAAAUGUGUGGUGCUAAGAUCUCCCAAAGUGGGCAGUAUAGUUGGUAGGUGAUUUCUAAGCCCAAACUAAGGUUAAAUACACCAAAUAAAACUUUUGUACUUGACUUCAGAAGCACUUUAAUGCAUUGAAAAGUGGAAACGCUGCUUUAAACCGUGCACUUCAUGAGUUUUGGGUAAUGCACAAACCUUCCAAUGUAACAGUUGUGAAACACUGCCGAGUGAGUGCAAGCCAGAACAGGACCAAUAUGAACGUUUGUUUUCCCACAUCAGUGGUCGAGAAGUCACUUUCUUACUCGUACCCAGGAGCAACUGAGAAGUCAAAUGAAGAGCGUGUUUCUACAUGUUGAGGCUUUUUAGGAUGUCUCCAGGUCUACAAUCUGACCACAGACAUAGUUUUCCAUACAUGUAUGUUGUACAUAUUACAUGUAUCCCCUUUAGCAAUGAGGUUGAGUAUUACAGAAACGUAUCAGAAGUUGAUUUGACAAAAUGAAAAAUAGCAAAGAAAAUAAACCAAACUAAGAGUUGGAGGAAUGAAGCCGUAGAGGCAAAGUGAACAGGGAAAUAGAUUUUGUUGUGACCUUAUUUUUUACAGCUGUGAACCUUUGUACAGACUCUCCCUCUCGGCUGUACAUCAAUGCAAGCUCUUUGUGUCAGAGUGCACGCUACAGGUGUGUUGUUUGCCUUGGCUUUAUUGUCUCUGAGAUGCAUUUUACUUAUCAGAUGUUUUACUUUGUGCUUCAUAUAAUUUUAUGUAUGGGUAGGACUGUAUGCUGUUAUGUUGUGCCAACUUGAAAUUAUUUUAUUUUUUUAUAUUAUGGUUCUCUUUUAUGUUAAAUCCAUGCAGUAGUUAAUUUACUAUUGUGAACCAGUGAAUGUUUUUUUCUUUCUUUUUUGCACUUUAAAGAGAUGCAUGCUGUUAACUAAAGCAAUAUAUUUCUAUGAAUGAGUUUAAGUUAAAUCAAUCAUGAGGGAAUUAUUUUUAAAUGAUUGCAUUUUUUGUAGUUUCCUUAGUUAAACUUUGUUGAUAAAUAGAGCUAUAAGCUGUUUCUUCAUUUGACCUGAAUAUAAAGUUUCUGGAGCCCAGCUGUGCUGUCAAUAACACUAUGAUCGUAUAAAAAGUGAAUACCAGAUGAAGUUAUUGAAUUGAACUUUUUAAGAUUUUAAUAUGCUUUUCAAAUACACGAUAGCUAACAGAAAAUACGAAAUCAAAGCCCUUUAGCUACCACUAUGAUGCUGAAAUGAAUAAGUGCCUACAGGGACAAUAUAUUAACACUGUAAAAAAAAAAAAAGAGUUUGUAGAUAAACAUGAAUUCAGAAAGUAAAGACAAAAAAUAAGACUUGAGAUUUUUCUUUAUCCUUUCCUUUUAAGCCAAUAGAUUUAAAAUAUAAUUAUUAUUUGGGAGAGUAUGAUUAUUGUCUUUAUGAAACCGAACUCUGCCAUAUGACACCACUUAUGGAAGCAGUACUUGACAUGACUACUUAAAUCCAAAUAUUCCUGUGGAUAAGAGCAGCUCUGAUCUCUUCUUAACAAUAAUGACCCAGUUUAAAAUCAGAGAAUGUAAGUGAAGGCAGGAGAUGUAGCAAUAAUGUGUGAAGAACUGUAACAUUACAUUAAUCAAUGACAACUUAUUUAACUCAAUGCAGUAGGCUGCUGUCUGGGCGGCAGCUGGUCUGAGUUGAAAAAGUGCUGUUAAUAAAGUGCAAACAAUUAAAGGUGAAAUGAAUUAAAUCAGUAAGUAGAAAAUGCUGACAUCAUUCAAUGGAAAAAGUCAAACAAUAAGCAUGCUAAGGCAGAAACGUCUAGCACGCUGCAGGGCUCCAAUAUUUAAGACAAUAUAACUCACCAAGGUAGUGGCAUUUUGUUGUCUGGAAUACUGGAGCCCUGCAGUGUGUAAGCCCUUUUUACCUUAGUGAGCUCACUGUGAUAUUCUUACUCAACUCAGCACCUGCCCUCUUUGGUUUGGAUGUGAGAGUUACUCCAUUUUUUUGUACAGAAGUCAAACAAUGCAAAGAGAUUGUAAGAUAAGUCACAUUUGUGAAAACUCUUCUAGGAAUAUGCUGUUUCUUUAUCAAUUUUUGUUUUAUGUCAACAUAAGUUUCAGCACUUCCUGUUCCCAUGAUGUCACCGCACUGAGUCUGCUCCCAGAGUAUGAUUUGAAAAUGCAGCUUUGAGUUGAACUGUCUUUAGAGAGUUGCUAUUUGUCUGUGGCCUAUCAUGUGAUGCAGCAUUUAUUGAAUAAAUGUGCUGCUGUUGUGUUUAUACAGUAUAUAGAACUCCAAACUGAAACAAUGAUUACAUGUUUUGAGAAUGCAAAUGAUUUUCACAGCCCUUUGCUUGAAUUUAUUUGUGGUGUUGGAUAAAGAUUAUUUAUAUUUGAUGAAUGGCCUCAAUUGCAAUUAUUUUUAUUUAAUAAAGAAACCUUCAACAGA
Notolabrus celidotus (New Zealand spotty) is the source of this 4569-nucleotide messenger RNA. RefSeq names its product diacylglycerol O-acyltransferase 1a (gene dgat1a). Lineage: Eukaryota; Metazoa; Chordata; Actinopteri; Labriformes; Labridae. Gene Ontology annotation, cellular component: endoplasmic reticulum membrane. Gene Ontology annotation, molecular function: diacylglycerol O-acyltransferase activity. The record is from RefSeq and is a predicted model, not a curated record. Bases 192 to 1745 code for a protein of 517 amino acids. Gene Ontology annotation, biological process: triglyceride biosynthetic process. The transcript has 17 exons.